This is a messenger RNA of Loa loa (African eye worm), 4044 nucleotides long. RefSeq names its product fibronectin type III domain-containing protein. Bases 1 to 3834 code for a protein of 1277 amino acids. Gene Ontology annotation, cellular component: plasma membrane; nucleus; adherens junction. The record is from RefSeq and is a predicted model, not a curated record. Gene Ontology annotation, biological process: cell-cell adhesion; cell-cell junction assembly. The transcript has 29 exons. Lineage: Eukaryota; Metazoa; Nematoda; Chromadorea; Rhabditida; Onchocercidae. Gene Ontology annotation, molecular function: cadherin binding.
AUGGAACCCAUUCCAGAGGAAGAUCACGAGCACACCUCGUUUUCGCCCUUACAUACUGUUAAACAUGAAAAGAAGUCUCGGUUAACAGAGGUGUAUACAUCAGAACAAGUAGACACUCUUGUAAGCACAGUACCUCAAUCAGCAUUACCAAAUACGUGGAAGCUAAGGAAGAAGGACGAACCAACACAUUCAAUAAUCCCUCCAACACAUUUAUCCGAAGUAUUAGCUGGGUUAACCAGUGCACGUGGUUCAACUUAUUCCUGCACUUACGAGUCACAUUAUGAUGAACCUCCUGACGAAACAUCACCCGAUGUUCGUUUCCCAAAUAAAGAACAUAAUGGUGAUAUUGAGCGACAUUCAUCUCAAACAAAAAAAAUAACUCGCGUCACCAAAGUAACAACAACCAGAUCGGUUCGCCAUUUACCUGUUACUAAUCAAGAAGCUGAAUAUUUUUUUGAUGCCGAUGGAAGUCCGUUGCCAGUUACACGUACUUCUCUGCCAUAUGAACAUGAUGAAGAUACUUCCUGUCGACUCGACGUUGCUUAUGAUGCACCACCACCUGCGCCAAGUUCUUUCCAUGAAGCUGAACGAUAUGCCUCAAGAGACGUUCCAAGUGCUCCCGGUGUUCCAGAGAUUACUGAUGUGACUAGUUACGAUGUUGGCUUGACAUGGCAGUGUCCAGAUAUGCAAGGAAGCGCUGGCUCUGUUAUUGGUUAUCAAAUUGAAGUACGUGAAAUUGGGACUUCUGAAUGGUAUCUUGCUCAUGCAGAUCUAGUCAAGGAAAACAGGUUUAGAAUAAAAGAUCUCAAUCCUCACAUUAAGUACGAAAUAAGAGUUGUUGCUGUUAAUUCGGCAGGUCGUGGUGUACCUUCAGCUACUUCGGCAAGUGUGCAACUGCGACUGGAUUAUGAUUUCCAUUCUGAUUUCAACGGCUGGAGGGGGGCAGCUCCUGGUCGACCUUACGUGUUACUGCUUGAUUCUGAUCGCAUUGUAUUAGAAUGGGCGCCAGCAAUCGCGAAUCCUGGCUCUGCGCCCGUGGCGGGCUACGAGGUUAGUUACCGUGCAGAUGGCAGUGGUUGGAUACAAUCAAAUGAUCAUUUAAUAACAACAUGCAGAACUGAAGUACUGAACUUGAAGCCGAAUGGGGAAUACGAAUUCCGAGUGGUAGCGAAAACUGCCGAUGGCCCAUCUGAACCAAGUCUGUCGUCCGGUUUUAUCCAAUUGAAACCACCUGUUCCGUCUCGUGUUCCACCUAGGACGAAGGCAGAAAGUAGCUUUUCUCCUCCUGGACAACCACAGAUAGAGGAGCUUGAAUUGAACUGGGUACGCUUAUACUGGACAGAAGGUGGAUCACCAGAUAAUCCUCCAGCUUCAUAUAUUGUUGAAUAUCGGGAAAUAGGUGAUCCAUUAUGGUAUACCGCGACACCGGCUGUCUGUAUCACAUCCUAUACUGUGGAAUGUCUCCGUCCAAAUUCCACUUAUGAAUUCCGCAUAAUUGCGCGUGCUCAUGAUGGUAGUGUAUCAGCACCUUCAGCAGUUUCUGAUGUUGUACAAUUGCGACCGUCCAUCAAGCCUGGAAUCUUGCAUGGAGUUCCAGCAAAACCGCAGCCACCAGAAUAUGUAGACUUCGGUAGCGGCGAUCGUGUAACACUCUGCUGGUUUCCGGCUGCUAGUUCUUUGCCGGUACAGGGCUAUGAUGUUGAAUUCCGAGACCAUCAACAAGAUGCUGCUUGGUACAAGGUUAAUGAAAUGCUUAUUCGCUCCUGCAAAAUGACAGUUGGCGAUCUUAUACCCGGUCAUGAAUACCAGUUCCGCGUUAUAGCAUGUAAUUCUGUUGGUUGCUCAGUACCUUCAGAUCCUUCGCCAGCAGUACACAUAGGAAUAUCUUACAAUGGAAAUGAUUGUUACGUGGAAGCAGCAAGUUAUGGCUCUAUCCCAUUACUUCAGGAUGAAAUUGUACACGAAUCUCCACCUUUGCCUGAUCGUGACGAUUCUCCACCACCGAUACGCAGGAAAUUUCUUCGUGAAAGAGACGGUUUGCACUGGAGAGAUCCAACGCUGAGAGAGGUCAUUGAAUAUUUGGAUAGUGCAAAUGAGGUUGAACAACUCAAUGCAUCAGGUUACUUGCAGCAUUUGACCUAUAAUGAUAAUGCUAUCAAAGAGGAGACGAGAGAACUGGAUGGAAUUCCUAAACUUGUUCGUCUACUUGGUAGCGAUGUACCUGAUAUACAAAAAAAUGUUUGCGGUUGUUUGAAGAAUCUAUCGUUCGGAAAAGAAAAUGAUGAAAAUAAGCGUGCUAUUAAUGGCGCAGGUGGAAUCGUUGCUUUAGCAGCUCUCUUGAGGCAAACUCGUGAUGUGCAAGUGAUGGAAGAAGUCACUGCUACGCUGUGGAAUCUCUCAAGCUGCGAUGAUUUAAAACCAACAAUACUUAAUCAAGUUUCGGAGCCAAUAAAUCAGCGUAUUGUUAUACCUGGUUCUGGUUUAACUGGGAGUAAUGCGGAAAGUGGACGUAAUAUGUCACACAGCAUCAACAUGUUCAAAAACGGAACUGGUGUUUUAAGGAAUGUUUCGGCUGCUUCCUCAAAUGCCCGAAAAAUACUUCGUAGAUGUCCCGGUUUGAUCGAAAGCUUUGUACACUAUUUGCAUCAUGCAGUUUUGAGAAAUCAGAUUGAUACACGUACUGUCGAGAAUGUUGUGUGCACUUUACGCAAUCUUAGUUACCGAAUCCAAGAAGUGAAGGACGAAAAUUACGAUCCUAAAGCUGAUUUUGAAACUAUGCAGAGGGAGCGCAGUAAAUCGGCUCCUUCAGAAAGUCCCAAAAACAGAAAGAAAGAGUCUAGUAAAAAGAAGAAAAUUGGACAAAGUACUGCAAUGAAUGGAUCAGAAAGUGUGGCGGGAGUGGAGUUGUUAUGGCAACCGCAGCUCGUGAAACUAUAUUUGAAGUUGUUGCAGGAAACGUCGAACCCUGAAAUUCUGGAGGCAUCUGCUGGUGCAAUACAGAACCUUGCUGCGUGCCACUUCGAACCAUCGAUUAAUGUUAGGGCCUGUAUUCGUACAGAAAAAGGUUUGCCUGUGCUUGUGGAACUAUUGAGACUGAAUGACGACAAAGUUGUUUGCGCUGUAACAACAGCUCUACGUAAUCUAUCGCUUGAUCAGCGAAAUCGCGAACUGAUCGGCAAAUAUGCGAUGAAAGAUCUAGUGGCAAAGUUACCUCGAGCUGACCAACAAUUUCGAGAUCCAAAUGUGAGCGAUGCAACAAUUGGUGCAAUUUUGGGCAUAUUAUUUGAAACUGUCAAGCAUUCUGCAGACUUUACAAGAAAUAUCCAUGAAUGCGGAGGAACCGACCGACUGCGAAAUUUAGCUAGUUCACAUCCUAUAUAUAGCACCCGUAUUUGCAAAUACGCAUCACAGGUUCUUUACUUGAUGUGGCAGCACAGAGAACUUCAUGAUGGCUUCAGACGGAGCGGUUUGAAAGAAUCAGACUUCUAUUCUGGAACAACAAUCCGUGCCCGUGAUGCAACAACACUCUCUCGACCGAUAUCAUCACAAGGCGCUGAGCGGCCAACACAUUUAAAAAAUGAAAAUCUUGAUGACAGUGCGAGCACAUACGGUGCCGGAAGAUACGAUACAUUGGAUAGUAGGGCCAGUGCACCAGAAGAUUGUGCAUAUGACAAGACUUCUCCUGAGAGUAAUCCACAAAAUCUUUCUCUACAAACUCGCAAUAGUGGAAUGCACUCGUUUAGAUCUCAUAACCAGGCUGGUGAACCACUGUACGCUUCGGUGCAUAAGCGCAGUGAACGUCGUAGCCCAACGGGUGGUGAUAGCUGGGUAUGAACUGCAGAUGUGAACGAAAUUCGUAUACGUCAUCAUUACUCAGCGUUGAAAAGAAUAAGCUUGCAUAAAAUUAAGAACUGAUUAUGUUAAAGUAAUAUUCAAAUGACGACGCAUUUCACACAGCGUAUGCCAUAGGUGUUAUCCACCGGUUACUUUUAUCGCCGUCAAUAACUGUUUUCUAUUUUAUUCGUCUUCGUCAAUUAAAAGUGC